Messenger RNA from Tupaia belangeri chinensis (Chinese tree shrew), 1324 nucleotides. It is a transcript of the gene B3GAT3, whose product is annotated as beta-1,3-glucuronyltransferase 3. Lineage: Eukaryota; Metazoa; Chordata; Mammalia; Scandentia; Tupaiidae. Gene Ontology annotation, biological process: chondroitin sulfate proteoglycan biosynthetic process; carbohydrate metabolic process. Gene Ontology annotation, molecular function: galactosylgalactosylxylosylprotein 3-beta-glucuronosyltransferase activity. Gene Ontology annotation, cellular component: Golgi membrane. The record is from RefSeq and is a predicted model, not a curated record.
GCCAGCCAUGUGACUGCCUCCCUCCUCUGCGGGCAGCUGCUGAGCAGCUUCGGCAGAAGGAUCUGAGGAUUUCCCAACUGCAGGCCGAUCUCCGACGCCCGCCCCCUGCCCCUGCCCAGCCCCCUGAACCUGAGGCCCUGCCUACUAUCUAUGUUGUCACCCCCACCUAUGCCAGGCUGGUGCAGAAGGCAGAGCUGGUGCGGCUGUCCCAGACACUGAGCCUGGUGCCCCGGUUGCAUUGGCUGCUGGUGGAGGAUGCCGAGGGCCCCACCCCACUGGUCUCAGGGCUGCUGGCUGCCUCUGGUCUCCUCUUCACACACCUGGCGGUCCUCACACCCAAGGCCCAGCGGCUUCGGGAAGGCGAGCCGGGCUGGGUUCGGCCCCGUGGUGUAGAGCAGCGGAACAAGGCCUUGGACUGGCUCCGGGGCAAAGGGGGCGCGGUGGGUGGGGAGAAGGACCCCCCACUACCAGGGACCCAGGGAGUUGUGUACUUUGCCGAUGAUGACAACACCUACAGCCGGGAGCUCUUUGAGGAGAUGCGCUGGACCCGUGGUGUCUCAGUGUGGCCUGUGGGCCUGGUGGGCGGCCUGCGAUUCGAGGGCCCUCGGGUACAGGAUGGCCGGGUUGUGGGCUUCCACACAGCAUGGGAGCCCAACAGGCCCUUCCCUGUGGAUAUGGCGGGAUUUGCUGUUGCCCUGCCCUUGCUGUUGGCUAAGCCCAGUGUCCAGUUUGAUGCUACUGCUCCCCGGGGGCACCUGGAGAGCAGUCUCCUGAGCCACCUUGUGGAUCCCAAGGACCUGGAGCCACGGGCUGCCAAUUGCACUCGGGUACUGGUGUGGCAUACACGGACAGAGAAGCCCAAGAUGAAGCAGGAGGAGCAGCUGCAGCGGCAGGGCCGGGGCUCAGACCCAGCCAUUGAGGUGUGAUGGCAGCCCACCCCGACUACCACCUUGUUUCAGGCACAGACCUUGUGGCACUGGGCUCCAAGCUUGCCCAGGAUGUGGUUUUCCAAGUCCUGACCCCUCAGAGCCAGACGCUGCCCCUCCAGCCUCAGGGUGUGACCCUGCUGCUUUUCCCCUCCCCCAGCCUGCCAUGUGGCACCACCCACAGGCUGGGGACAAGCAGCCCUUGUACUGAGCCAGGUCGGCCCUGUCUGGGGUAGAGCAGAAGGACUGAUGGACUUAAGAGGGAGGGCGGCUGAGAAACUGAGUAAUUUAUUGGGGCUGGGCAUGUACUGGGGGGCUGGAGGAGCUGGGCUGGACCCUCCCCACCUGAGCAUGCUGACCCCUCCUCCUACCUCCAGAAUAAAGAAUCUCAACCUGGA